CUUUCUAUGUAAUAUAGACACGGCUAAACUUUACGUUUAAUUAUUAACUGGUCAAGAACCAUUUGCGUAAUGUGCAGUUUCAUUAAAAUGUUAGCAACAAUUAUUUCAUCUUGCUUUGAUCUACGUAACUUUCUACUUUCAAAUCAAACCGAUGUCAGUAACUUGAUUGCUAUAUCAUAACCUUAUUACAUUUUCACGAUAAUCGCUACUGUUUUAGUUUUAGUUUACAAAAGCUUUUGCAACACUGUAUGUAUUCAUGGUGAAUACAUACAGUUUUGCAAGAGUUUAAAAACAAAGGAAAAGUCUACUUGGGUAUUCCUAAAAGUGGUCGCGGUCGGCUCACGAGUGCUUUUCAUUACAAAGUUUAAGUCACAGUUCAAGUGGGGUUUCGAAAAGAUGGUCGUAACUAAAGCUGGUUUCUUACGAGAGGCGUCGCAAGGAGAGCUUCGGCUGUACUUGCUUGUUGUUUGACUCAUCAGGUAUGACACAAUAAUCACCCUUUUACUCUCUCCUUCUCUUUUCCAUAAGGUUAUUCUAUAACCAAAAGCAUUGUUCUUUCAAUCACACACUCUUUGUAGGUCAGAGCACCGCUGCGGUAAGUGUGACAUCGUUCAGGGCAACAACAACUGUGGAAUCGUCCGGUGCAACACUUAAUGUGGGAUCGCCUAGCGGUGAAAUAAGUAGGGAGUCGUCCAGCACAGCAAACACUCUGGAAUCGUCCAGUGCAACAAUCAAUGUGGUAUCGCCCAGCGGCACAAUGGAUGUGCCAUUGUCUUACGUAACAACACGAACAGUAAAUGUGGAAUCGUCCAUCGCAGAAUUUACGUCUGCGGCGUUGGAGUCAGCGUCACAGUGGGUAAACACGCCGCAAGUCAGUACAGCACCCAUCUCGACCACUGAGACUGGCGUGGAAGCAACGAUUGCAUCAACAGUGAAACCAACAGUAACCUCUUCUGUAAAUGGUCAGAGCACCGCUACAGUAAGUGUGGCAUCGUUCAGUGCAACAUCAUUUGUGAAAUCGUUCAGUGCAACACCAAAUGUGGGAUCGCCCAGCGACCAAAUAAGUAGGGAGUCGUCCAGUGCAGCAAGCACUCUGGAAUCGUCCAGUGAAAUCAAUGUGGUAUCGCCCAGCGGCACAAUAGAUGUGCCAUUGUCUUACAUAACAACACGGGCAUUAAAUGCGGGAUCCUCCAUCGCCGCAUCAUUUACGGCUACUGCAUUGCACUCAACGUCACAGUCGGUAAAGACACCGCAAGUAACUACAGCACCCAUUUCAAUCACUGAGACCGGCGUGGAACCAACGAUUGCAUCAACUGUGAAACCAACAAUAACCGCUGCUGUAAAUGGUAAGUGACAGUUAUGAGUGAAUGGUUUCAACUGCACUAAGUUCAGUGGUUAUAUACUGUGGGCUAGACUCCACAGAAAAAAAGAGAAAUUUUGAUUUGCCUAUUUAAGGAAUGGAUAAUUUUAUUCGCGAGUCAGCUAAAACUAACCACGCUUGCCUCUACCAGUCGCUUGAAAAAUUUUAUGAGUGAUGGCAUUGAUUAACACGCCAACUAAUUGCCAAUGAACAUUACUUCUGGUACACACUACUCGCGAGAUCGUUCGGUGGUGUACGCGUAGUACGAUUCGAAGCACGAUUCAUCACAAGGUAGCCAAAGCUCGGAAAAUGUAGAGUGUGCAGAGCCCCUUUACUUUUCAAUGCACGUGAAAGGAAAAGCGAGCCAUUCAUUCAACUUAGUAUUCAUGACAUAGUUA
Molecule: messenger RNA, 1758 nt
Organism: Orbicella faveolata
Lineage: Eukaryota; Metazoa; Cnidaria; Anthozoa; Scleractinia; Merulinidae
Source: RefSeq, a predicted model, not a curated record